Molecule: messenger RNA, 1993 nt
Organism: Thecamonas trahens ATCC 50062
Lineage: Eukaryota; Apusomonadida; Apusomonadidae
Product: pre-mRNA-splicing factor SLU7
Exons: 1
Coding region: 1-1881 (626 amino acids)
Biological process (GO): mRNA splicing, via spliceosome
Cellular component (GO): spliceosomal complex
Molecular function (GO): pre-mRNA 3'-splice site binding
Source: RefSeq, a predicted model, not a curated record
AUGUCAAACAAGCGGCUGACCCGUGAGGAGUACCGCAAGGCGCAGGAGCUAGACGCGGCGCGGAAGGCAGGCGAGGCGCCGGCCGAGGUGGAUGAGGAUGGCAAUGAGAUCAACCCGCACAUUCCUGAGUUUAUGUCCAAGGCACCGUGGUACAUUGGCUCGACGGGCCCGUCGCUCAAGCAUCAAAAGGCGCCCAAUGUGCUCCGCAUCGCCGACCCCAUCGAGCCCACCCGCAAGGUCAACGCCGUCCGCAGGCCCGUUGUUGCCGCCCGUCCGCGCAAGUUCCGCAAGGGCGCGUGUACAAACUGCGGCGCCAUGACCCACAAGGCCAAGGAGUGUGUGGAGCGUCCGCGCAAGAUAGGCGCCGCACACACCGGGCUCGACCUCGCGCCAGACGAGAUCAUUGUCAACAAGAAGUUCUCGACCUGGGACGGCGAGCACGAUCGGUGGGAGGGGUUCAAUCCGGACGACUAUGCUGCAGUCAUCAAGCGCCACAAGCGCCGGGAGGAGGCCCGCCUCAAGCUCCGUGCGCAGCAGCUUGACGCUGCCAAAGCUGCGCCCGGCGACGACGAGGACAAGGAUCUGGUCGGCGAGACCGUCAAUUACGAGUCCAAGGUCGGGCAGGGCUCGGUCAUGCACUUGCGCAUCCGCGAGGACAGAGCCAAGUACCUGUACAAUCUCUCGCUCAACUCGGCGCACUACGACCCCAAGUCACGGUCAAUGCCGUCAAACCCCAACCCGGACAAGCCGCUGGAAGAGACUGACUUUGCCGGCGAGAACUUUGUACGGGCCUCGGGCGACGCGGCUGCCCACCGUGAGCAGGAGCGUUUUGCCUGGCAAGCUCGCGCCCACGGCAAUGAGGAGGUCAAUCCGGUCGCUCUGCCGUCGCAGACCGAGCUCCUCUACCGGCGCGCCAAGGAGCGCAAGGCCAAGCUCGAGGAGGAGAAGAAGCGCAAGCUGCUCGAGCGGUAUGGCUCUGAAACGGGCGCCCCGGCGGCGUCAGCUCCUAACCCGGACCUGCUCUUCUCUCAGUCAGAGAACUACGUCGAGUACUCGCGCGACGGCCGCGUCAAAAAGGGUUUGGAGCGCGCCCCGACAAAGUCCAAGUACCUCGAGGACGUCGUCGUCAACGGCCACACGGCCAUCUGGGGCUCAUGGUGGGAGGACGGUCGCUGGGGCUACAAGUGCUGCCGCUCCACCAUCCGCAACGCUGUCUGCCUCCCGCCGCGCGCCCUUCCGGCCGCCGCGUCUGCCUCCGCGAGCUCGGGCACUGGUACCGCCCUUGCUCCCAGCAAUGAUUCCGCCACGGCUGGCGUCGGCGAGGACACGUCCAAAGAUGCGUUGGAGGGCAAGGGCAAGGGCAAGGGCAAGGGCAAGGGCAAGGCCAAGGCCAAGGCCAAGGCCAAGGCCAAGGACAAGGGCAAGGCCAAGGACAAGGGCAAGAGUAAGAGUAAGUCGCGGUCAUCUCGCCAUCGCUCGCGCCGUCGCCACCGCUCGCCGUCGUAUUCAAACUCGUACUCGGGAGCGUACUCGGGCUCGGUCUCGGGAGCGUACUCGGGAGCGUACUCGGGCUCGUACUCGGAGCGGCGGUCGCGGUCGUCGCGGCGGUCGCGGUCAUCGAGGCGGAGCGGGCGGUCGUCGCGGCGGAGCGGGCGGUCGUCGCGGCGGAGCGGGCGGUCGUCGCGACGGAGCGGCUCGUCGCGAACAAGCAAGCGUAAGCGGCGGCGGUCGGCUUCGGCGGAGCGUGAGAGCAAGCGUAAGGUCCCGCUCUCGAUGCAGAACACCGAGGUGACUCCUGCAGAGCUUGAGGCGUGGCAGCGCGGGCGUUCGCGGGCGCAGGAUCCAAUGGCCGGGCAGGUGGCCGGCGACGACGGCGCGUGAGUGCGGCUGGCGCAGGGUAGCAGAGAGCAGGGAGUUUACUCGGAGAGGGUGUAAAAGUCGCCAGUGAGCUUGCGCGGGAAAAGAGUCUGUGCAGCAAGGAAAGCGACGCCGA